Messenger RNA from Cydia fagiglandana, 8256 nucleotides. RefSeq names its product TATA-binding protein-associated factor 172 (gene Hel89B). Lineage: Eukaryota; Metazoa; Arthropoda; Insecta; Lepidoptera; Tortricidae. The record is from RefSeq and is a predicted model, not a curated record. Gene Ontology annotation, molecular function: ATP hydrolysis activity; TBP-class protein binding; ATP-dependent chromatin remodeler activity. The coding region runs from base 45 to 5591 and encodes 1848 amino acids. The transcript is spliced from 26 exons.
AGAAAGGACUGCAUCUUGAACCUGGACUGAGAUAAGGCCUCGCCAUGACGUCACGGCUGGACCGUUUGUUCGUGCUGCUGGAGGCGGGCGCGGGCGCGGCAACGCGGCGCGCGGCGGCGCGGCAACUAGGCGAGGUUCAGAAGGCACACCCUGAAGAACUGCACCGAUUGCUACACCGCCUGAUGAAGCAUCUCCGCUCGCCCGCCUGGGAGACCAGGGUCGCCGCCUCGCAGGCAGUGGAAGCCAUUCUAACGAACGUUCCACAAUGGCAUCCCCCGCCCUUCACCGGAAAGAAAGAGGAGAAAUCGGAAUGCGACGGGCGGCUACGGUGCGAGACGUUCGACAUCGAGAAGGUUCUCCGGCACGGCGCACACCUCAUGGGCUCGGAGGGCCACGAAUACGACCUGGACGAAGAGGCCCUUAAUGCUGCUGACAUCAACGAGCGUCUAUCGCGGCAGCGGCAACAACUCAACGCCCGGCUCGGCUUGGAGGUGGCGUCCAGCCUGGGCGUGGACCUGACCACCGCGCUGUACACCAACGACGACCUCUGUCCCGCCAAGCCGGUCCCAGUCAAGACUGAAGUGAUCAGGAGGCCAGUGCAAGAGCUAGUCCCAUCGUCAUCCAAGCCGCUCAGCUCUCGCGAGAUGAACUUGGCGAAGCGCAAAGCGCGACAAGCGGCGUUCUGCAAGCAGAAGUCGCGCGACUGCGAGGAGCCGCCCGCGCCGCCUACGCCGCCGGUCGAGCCGGACCGGAAGAAGAUCAAGCUGGAGAUCGACGAGUUUAGCUUGGAGCAGUCACUAGCGGUGCCGGACUGCUCCGGCGCGUGGGGCGCCAGCUCGAGCUGGCCGCUGGAGAGCUGGUGCGGCGCGCUGCAGGCCACGCUGUUCAGCGCGGCGUGGGAGGCGCGCCACGGCGCCGCCUCGGCGCUGCGCGAGCUGCUGCGCGCGCCCAUAGCCGCCUCCGCGGGGCAGGCCGCCGGCGGGACCCCGCAGCAGAUGGAAGAUGCCCACCAAGAAUGGCUGGAAGAUAUGGCGCUGAGGUUGCUUUGCGUUCUAGCGUUGGACCGUUUCGGAGACUUUGUGUCAGAUCAAGUGGUGGCCCCCGUGCGCGAGACGUGCGCGCAGACGCUGGGCGUGGCGCUCGCGCAGAUGCGCGCGCCGCGCGUGCGCGCCGUGGCCGCGCUGCUGUCCACGCUGGCCGCGCAGCAGCAGUGGGAGGCGCGCCACGGGGCGCUGCUCGGCUUCAAGUACCUGCUGGCCGCGAGACAGGAAGUGGCAUGCGACAGCGGCGUGAUCGAGCACCUGAUAUCGGGGCUGAGCGACCCCGCGGAGGACGUGUCGGCCGUGGCGGCGGGCGCGCUCGCGCCGGCCGCGGCCGCGCUCGCCGACGCCCGGGCGGCCGUGCUGCCCACCGUCGUGGCACGGCUGUGGCAGCUGCUGCAUGACCAGGAUGACCUCGCUUCGCCUGCCAAUUCCUACAUGGCAUUGUUGGCUUCCCUAAUGGCCAUGCCGCAAGCGGCCAAACUCCUUCACCCUAUCGACUUGGCCGACGUUCUGCCAAGGCUGUGGCCGUAUUUAGACCACUCCACCAGCUCGGUCAGAAAAGCUUCCCUCCAAACACUGAGGACACUCACGAGACCACUAGUCACAGAGGUUAAGGGUCCGGACACGAAUGGCAACGGCGAGUCCAGCAAUGGAGAUGUGAAACCAAUAAACGGUGUCCAAUAUUUAAUGUGGACCCCUGAACUACUACAAGAGGCUAUGAGACACGUUUACCAAAGAAUUUUGUUUGAGCACGUCGGCGAUAUACAGAUGAUCGCCGUUCAAGUUUGGGAGAAUCUCCUCCGCUACGCACCGCUAGGUAUAGUGUUAGUUGCCGCCUGCCCGCUGCUGGCUACCUGGCUAUGCCUCGCCAUGCAGCCGGCCAGGUUACCUAUAGCACCCAAUCUCUUACUUCAGCCGCCUACUAAAGAAAAGCGAGCGCCGACAAAACCGAGCCAAUUAGGAGAGGGCUUGCCGCCUGAGGCGAGGCCCAAUCAAAAAUGGUUCCUGGGUGGAAGCGAAUCUCAACCUACCUGCGUUCGUGAUAAGAAUGUAACUCGAGCGCGCUGCCUCGCUGCAGAGAUACUAGGAUAUCUGUCCUGUUAUCUAGUACAACCGGCUCCCGGUAUAGAGUACAAACCUGAAGACGAAAGCCCUAUAGACUGCUUCGUAAAAGUGUUGUUAGUGCAUUUGAGAUCGUCGAGCGCGCUGCAGCGGCUAGUAGCAGGCCUAGUAGUCUCCGCGUGGGCGCGACGCUCCUUACACCACAAUCUCUUCCCCCCUCCGAUAUUCGGUGAAAAACGAGACGACAUCACCGACGACCCAAUAAGUCGACUAGCUCCACCCCCACUAACAAUUACUUUACACGCGUCUCUCAACCAAGCGCUAUAUUACGAUGAAGUAGCUUUAAACUGCAACAGAAUACUUCAAGAAGCUAGAGAUUUACUAGCAAUGAUGAAACACUAUAAACUACCAGUAGACGGUGAAGAAUUCAACAACAUCAUCCGUCUCGAGCAAGUUAUUCACAUGACAACAGUCACAGAGCCUAUGGUGGCGUCUCUAAAACUGAAACGGGUAGUUACGACGUUAGAGGAGCGUCGAAAGAAUCUCCAAACCGCCGUGAACCAAUGCGCGGCAGAACAGACUAUUCUGAACAUUUCAGUACAGGCUGCUUUAGCUGGCGCUUGUGCUAGUCUGAACUCGUUACCAGAGAAGUUGAACCCAGUGGUGAGGCCGCUAAUGGAGAGUAUAAAGAAGGAGAUGUGGGAGGAGCUGCAGGCGCAGUCCGCGGAGUCGCUGGCGGCGCUGGCGUCGCGUCUGGUGUGCCGCGAGCCGAGCCCUAAUAACAAGAUACUGCACAACUUGAAGGCGUUUCUGAGAUGUGACCCUGAGUUCACGCCGCACGUAUCUUUGGCCGAGAAUACAGACGAAAACGGAGACUCUGGGAGUGGCGACAGCGGGGCGGAGGGCAAGGCGGAAAGAGCACUGCAUGGACCCACUAUGGACUCGCACGUGGGUAUACUGACCCUGUGGGAGCAGCAGCGAGCGGCGGUGAAGGUGACCCCCCGCCGCGGCCGGCCGCCGCAGCACCACGCCGUGCCCGACGUGCCGCCCGACAUCCUGCACGACCGCGAGGACGAGAAUCGUAAAAAGCUUCGCAUUCAGCGAAGAGGGGCGACGCUGGCCUUCACUAGUCUCACGAGAUACUUCGGCGACGAGUUGCCGGAGAAAUUACCGAAGCUCUGGGAGUUCAUCACGGAACCGUUCGCGAAUGUCAUGACUGACAGUGAGCUGGAGAGCGUCGACGUGGAAGCCUCCGAAGAGCUAAUCUCCCGCUUGCAAGUAUUCGAAGCGGUGUGCUCAUCUCUGGCGCCCCUGGCCUGGGAGUCGGCGCGGCUGGGGCUGGGCGCGUGCGCGGGGCUGGCGCGGCACGCGCACACGGCCGUGCGCCACAUGGCGGCGCGCGCGCUCGCCGCCAUGGCGCGCCGCGACCCGCACACCGUCAUGGCUACCGUUGUCAAAGACCUCGUGCCAGCCCUGAGCGACAUGAGCGCCGUCCGCGUCCGCUGCGGCAGCGCCGAGGCCCUGUCCAGGGUUGUCGAAGCAUUGCAACUCCAAGUGGUGCCCUACAUCGCGUUGCUCGUCAUACCUCUAUUAGGUCGUAUGAGCGACCACUGCGAAGCCGUCCGCGUGAUGUCCACCCGCUGCUUCGCUUCCCUCAUACAACUCAUGCCGCUAGAUGGCGCUGCGCCAGAACCAGAGGGCUUAUCUCCAGAACUACGGGCACGGCGGCUUAGCGACAAGCGCUUCCUCGAUCAACUGUUCAAUCCUCGCUCUAUUCAAGACUACAAAGUACCAGUGCCUGUGGCUGCGGAACUAAGAAGCUAUCAGCAGGCGGGAGUGAACUGGCUCCGCUUCCUCAACGAGUACAGGCUGCACGGCGUGCUGUGCGACGAUAUGGGUCUGGGCAAGACGCUGCAGUCCAUCGUGGUGGUGGCGUCCUCGCACGCCGAGCGCGCCGCGCGCCGCGAGCCAAACGCGCCUAGUCUGGUAGUCUGCCCGCCCACGCUAACAGGGCACUGGGUGUUCGAAGUGAACAAGUUCAUCUCCAGCAAGUACCUAAAGCCGCUGCAGUACGUGGGCCCGCCGGUGGAGCGCGAGCGGCUGCGCAGCCACGUCAAGAACUUCAACCUCAUCGUGGCCUCCUACGACAUCGUGCGGAAGGACAUUGACUUCUUCAGCGCCAUCAAAUGGAACUACUGCAUCUUGGACGAGGGCCACGUGAUCAAGAACGGCAAGACCAAGGCGUUCAAAGCCAUAAAGCAACUAGUCGCUAACCAUAGGUUAAUAUUGUCCGGAACGCCCAUACAGAACAACGUGCUGGAACUAUGGUCGCUAUUCGACUUCCUGAUGCCCGGCCUCCUCGGCACCGAGCGGCAGUUCACGGCGCGCUACUCGCGGCCCAUCCUGCUGGCGCGCGACGCCAAGGCCACGCCGCUGCAGCUGCAGGCCGGCGCGCUCGCCUGCGAGGCGCUGCACCGACAGGUGCUCCCGUUCCUACUGCGGCGCGUAAAAGAAGACGUGCUAAAGGAACUCCCGCCGAAGAUCACACAAGACUACUACUGCGAGCUGUCGCCCCUCCAGAGGCGUCUGUACGAGCAGUUCAGCAAGCACCUGCCGCCGCAGGUCACCCGCCAGCAACACGUGUUCCAGUUCCUACACUACCUGCAGAACGUAUGCAACCACCCGAAGCUGGUGCUGACGCCGGAGCACCCCGAGUACGGCAAGAUCCAGCAGCAGCUCGCCGCGCAGCGCUCCAGCCUCGACGACAUCGACCACGCCGCCAAGCUGCCCGCUCUCAAACAACUCCUCCUAGACUGCGGCAUCGGCGUGUCGCCGGAGGCGGGCGACGGCGGCGCCGGGGCGGUCGUCUCCCAGCACCGCGCGCUGGUGUUCUGCCAGCUGAAGAAGAUGCUGGACAUCGUGGAGCGCGACCUGCUGCAGCGGCACCUGCCCGCCGUCACGUACCUGCGGCUGGACGGCUCCGUGCCGCCGCAGCAGCGCCACGCGCUCGUCACCAGGUUCAACAACGACGUCUCCAUCGACCUGCUGCUGCUCACCACCACGGUGGGCGGGCUGGGGCUGAACCUGACCGGGGCGGACACGGUGAUCUUCGUGGAGCACGACUGGAACCCCAUGAAGGACCUGCAGGCCAUGGACCGCGCGCACCGCAUCGGCCAGCGCCGCGUCGUCAACGUCUACCGCCUCGUCACGCGCGCCACGCUCGAGGAGAAGAUCAUGGGAUUACAAAAAUUCAAGCUCCAAACAGCGAACACGGUAAUCAGCAGCGAGAACGCGGCCAUCGAGACCAUGGGCACCGAGCAGCUGCUCGACCUGUUCCAGCCCUCCCCCUCCACCCCCCACACCCCCAACACCGCCCCCGGGCCCUCCUCGCUGGAGGCGCUGCCCGACCUGUGGGACGACAGGCAAUAUGAGGAAGAGUAUGACAUGUCACACUUUAUAAGGGGACUCAACACGCUGAAGGAGUAACUGUAGAGGCUUACACCAAAUCUUAAGCUCGGUUUUCCUAGGAUAGUGCUAUUUUGUAUGGAGACGACCGCUAUAAGACGGUACCGCUAUCCUAGGAAACCAGAGCUUUAGGCGGUCCUCACGCGGUGUAUCCACUCGCCGCUAUGUGCGAGCGGGAUAUACAUGGAUAGCGCUUUCUCGCUCACAUAAGUCACAUACUGGAGCGACGAGCGGAUCUGCAUCAGUGUGAUUACCGUUUUAUGUAAGGGCCGUUCGAAUAUUUAUAACCGAGAUUUCGGUUUUAAUUAGUAAGGUUAGUCAUGAAAGUGUAGUGAAGUGCCAAUAUUACACAAAUCAAACGAAAGCGAACUAAGUCUUCAAAGCUUGGCUCAAAAAUACAUUUAAUACAUUGACAAUUUUUUUUUAAAUAUAAACGUUUGUGUUUGUGUAUCAAAGCUACAGGAUUGUCGUUUCGAUUUUGUAAAAUAAGGUGUAAAGUUUAAAAAUUCAUUGUCAACGUAUUAUUGGGCCAGUAGAAAUAUCGAUCUUCGCUAAGAAAGUUGCAAAAAAUAUAAGCAAAUCACCUGUCGUAAUCGUGAUAUAUCCAGUUUCUUUUUUAAUAUUCUUAUAAAUGCACUCACCAUUUACUAAAUAAAUAGCAACACGAAAACAUAGUAAUAACAACAUUUUUUAUAAAGUAAAGCAAAAUAACUGUCUGAAAGCAAAGAGAAUUAAGUAGGUUGCUUUCCUUUGUCUAUGCUGAAAGCAAGUAUAGAGCCUGCACUACUGGUCUCUGUUUAAAUGUAUGUUAAGUUUAUGGACGUACUUGAAGUUUUGUAUAGAUUAGACAUUCAUAGCCAAAAUAAACACAGUUUUAUAUAAAGUAGCAGUAGUGAAGCGACCACAGCUUUAGCAAGUUGCCUUAGUAAAUGUUGUAAAGAGAAAUUUCACUUACACAGAUAUUGAUAUUUAGUAUAAAUAAAUAUAUCAAAUGUUAAAACAUGAUUACAGGGCCUAACCGCGAAAAAAAUCGAAUAUCGUUAUCUGCCUCUCUAACGCUCUUCCAUAUUCGUGCGAUAGAGAGGCAGAUAACGAAAUUUCGUUGUUCGUGGAAGGCCCAUCAGUUUUUUUUUUAAUUAUUAAUGCAUCUCUACUGGAUUAUAAUGUCUAAUUAAUUUCUGAGCCUAACGCGCUGGCCACGACAUGACAUUCGCUUCGGCUAAGGCGACAACCACCCCACCUCGAAAGGUCCGAUCUCUGUGUCUCGCUCCAACCUACGGUUGUCGCCUUAGCCGAAGCCAGUCGCGCAAUGUCGUGGCUAGCGCGUUACACGCACUGUCCAAGAAAUAUUUGCACUGGGUGUCUUUAUUAGGUAAUGCCAAUAGCACUUAUAUUUGUAGCGAUUUUGUACGUUUUGACUACGUGUUAGAAGUAAAUAUUGACAGAAUAUAUAUUGUAUUGACAGAAUUCGAAAAAUUAUUAUAAAAUGAUAGUAUUGGUGCGCUAAAAGGCGUACUCUAGAUAUGAUAAAGUUCUCUGUUCCACUAGUCUAGAGUACACAGUACGGUCGCUAUCAGAUAUAUCGGAGCGGUCGAGGGCCUCAAAAAUAUCUGAGCGCGCAGUAUAACGCCUUGACAAUAGAGGCGUGUUCAGAUAUUUGUGAGCAACUCGGCCGCUCCUUUAAAUUUGAUAGCGACCGUACAAUGUAGUAAAUACCAGUAGGCUAUAAUUACACGAAAAUAAAUGGUCAGCGCCUACUGGCGUGCCGUCGGAAAGUUGCGACAGUUGCGAUAUUUCCACAUGGAGAAGUUUCGGAAAUUUCUCAUAUUUGUAUGGGAAUCGAAAUAUUCCAUUUCCAAAAAGUUUCCUUUCUUUCCUGUACAAUGUUCCUAAAAUUUCCGACACAUUUUCCAACUUUUUGGAAAUUUACCACAUCUGUAACGGCGCCUAAGGGUCAUUAGCAUUACCAUUAGCCAUAAUAUUAAUAUGUAACAACCACGAUAUCUUUUUGUGUAGUCAAGGUUCUAAAUAUGUAUGUAAUUCCACUUAUUUUAAAUGGUAUUGGUAUGCAUAUUUGACUUCACUGUACCUCCAGUAUAAGGGUGCGUUUACACUGGGCCUGGGCUAUAACCGCGAAAACGAAGUUUGCAAAUUGCGGGGAUUAUUCUCUGUCACUCUAAGUACGCCUGUAUUGGAGUAAAAGAGAAAGAUCCCCGCAAUUUGCGAUUUUCGGUUUUCGCGGUAGCCGCUCUGACCCGUUCGAAAGAAGCGAUGGGUGUUUAGUGUUUAGUUUAUUUGAUUAUAUAAGUCUCAAUACCUUUAUUAAACGUUAAUGACGUCAAUAACAUCGUAAAUUGUGAUUCUCUAGCUUACACGAGUAAGUUCCUUAUAUGUGUAAGAAAUACCUCACUUCUACUCUUUAUUUAUUGUUAGAACUAAGAAAGACAGUCAUUGAUUUAGUCAUUUUCGUAGAUUUAGAGUGUGUUACGCUUAGUUAUUAUUGUACCUGCUCAAAAUAAAAACGAACUUUGGACUUUACUUUUGUAUGCAAUAUGUCAGUUCAACUUCAAUAGUGUUGGGCAUUUAAAAACAUCCUUACCCCGUUAUGGUUACUUUUGUUUUUUUUCUUUUUUGUACGUGUGUGGAUGUGUUUGAAAUAAAAUAAAUAAAUAUGUUUUGUGAACAA